AUGGAAAAAGCCAUCUUGGCCCUAAUCCUACUAACUGGCCGUGUCUCAGCACACACAUGGCUAGAAAGCCUGCGUCUGAUUGGCCCUAACGGUGCCUUCACUGGCGAGCCGGGCUUUCCUAGAGGGUUUAUCUCUAGACAGGACCCUGCGUACUCAGACGACGCGCUGACUUACAGAAUUACAGCUAAAGAAGCAGCCACUCCACUCUGCCACCCAGCUCAGCAACUUGACAAUGGGUACAGCAACCCGGAAUUCCCACGACUCAAGGCGUCAGCCGGCUCCUUUGUUGCUUUGACUUAUCAAGAGAACGGCCACGUCUCAGCUCCGCAGGUUCCCGAGGGGCGGCCAUACCGUUCAGGCAACGUCUACGUUUACGCCUCUACUAGCCUUCGGGACGAGGAGUUUGAAGCCGUUCACGGGAAUUGGACUGCAGAUGGAGAACUCAAGUCCGGUCGCUUGUUAGGGACCCACUUCUACGACGACGACAGCUGUUAUCAAAAUCAAGGUUCCGCGGGCACACCUAUCAACUCUGUCGACUGUCAAACUGACAUUCAGCUUCCUGAAGAUAUAGAUUCGGACAGGAUCGCGCUUUACUGGAUCUGGAGCUGGCCCCUUUGGCCCAACACCGAGAAAGAAGCCGCUGAGUUUUAUGUUGCAUGCGCUGAGAUUGAUAUUUCUGGGGUAAGUUCCCCUUCAGAAGUUUCAGUUGACAGUUCAAUCCCCAUCAACCAGAGGGCCGUUCAAACCCAGUUGGAUACCCAGUUCGAAGUCUUUGAACUCGGCACAGGCACAGCAGCGCCUCCCCCGGUCACGAGCACCAAAAUUGCACCCUCGUCCGCCCCAUCAACCACUCACUUUCCUUCAUCAACUGCCAGUGAGGUCGAUGAAUGUUCCGGACUUACAACAGUCUACGUUCCGAGCGCCACCGUGACCGUCACAGUCACGGCCGCUGGCCCGACGGCCCGGGUAAGUCGUUAUAGGUAA
Diaporthe batatas is the source of this 984-nucleotide messenger RNA. RefSeq lists its product as uncharacterized. The coding region runs from base 1 to 984 and encodes 327 amino acids. The transcript is spliced from 2 exons. The record is from RefSeq and is a predicted model, not a curated record. NCBI's taxonomy places the organism in Eukaryota, Fungi, Ascomycota, Sordariomycetes, Diaporthales, Diaporthaceae.